Kazachstania africana CBS 2517 is the source of this 570-nucleotide messenger RNA. RefSeq names its product PHO88 family protein. NCBI's taxonomy places the organism in Eukaryota, Fungi, Ascomycota, Saccharomycetes, Saccharomycetales, Saccharomycetaceae. Bases 1 to 570 code for a protein of 189 amino acids. Gene Ontology annotation, biological process: protein targeting to ER. Gene Ontology annotation, cellular component: mitochondrion; endoplasmic reticulum. The record is from RefSeq and is a predicted model, not a curated record. The transcript has a single exon.
AUGAAUCCUCAAUUGGUUAAUAUUUUGAUUACUCUUACUAUGAUGUUACUUUCUCGUUUCAUCGACAUGGAGCAACCAACAAUAAAGUUCAGUAUCCGUAUCUUGUAUACCGUUUCCAUAGCAUUUGCCUUAAUUGCUUACUAUUUAACGAAGAGAAAUAUCCAAAAGGAAAACAACCUGCAAAUUUUGAAAUACGUCAAGAGUGGUUCUACCAUCUUUGAAGAAAAGGAAACGUUAGAGGUUACCACUAUCAAGGAUUAUGAUCUAGGAGAAGUUAACUCUUCUUUGAAGUCCUUGUACUCAGGUGCCGCCUUCAUGUUAUUCAUGCAUUUAUAUAUGGGCUAUACUAACCCAUUGUUCAUGCAAUUCAUUCCUGCUGUGAAAGGUGCCAUUGAACACAAUGAAGUCAAAAUCCAUCUUUUCGAAAAGGCUCCAAUUGGAGAAUUGAAGAGACCAUUCAAAGCUGCCCCAAUGUUUGGUGGUAUGACUUCUGGUCCAGAAUCAAAAACUGAUAGAAAAUCCAUCGAAGAAUUGGAAAGAGCUGGUAACGGUGGUAUUAAACGCGAUUGA